AUGGAAGAAGCGCCUACUCCUCUUGAGAAGAACAAUAAGGAGACGAAGAACUUGGUGGUCACUGACUCUGACAUGGAAGCCGCGGCGCACCUUAUUCAACUUAGCGAUGAAGAUAGCAGCAUCAUCAACAACAAGAGGAGCAGAAGAACAAUCGUCAAUGAUGAAGAAGAGGUUGAUCAAAGGAUAAUAAGCCAUGUUACUUGGGAAAAAAUUCGAGAGAUUUUCGGAGAAGACGAGGUUUCUAAUCAGCCAAAGAAGCAGAGGAGAAGAUAUCGUUCUCUCGUCAGUAUUUACAUGGCCACAACACCAUUGAAAUAG
Molecule: messenger RNA, 318 nt
Organism: Arachis ipaensis
Lineage: Eukaryota; Viridiplantae; Streptophyta; Magnoliopsida; Fabales; Fabaceae
Source: RefSeq, a predicted model, not a curated record